Messenger RNA from Sungouiella intermedia, 2247 nucleotides. NCBI's taxonomy places the organism in Eukaryota, Fungi, Ascomycota, Pichiomycetes, Serinales, Metschnikowiaceae. The record is from the annotation of a GenBank genome assembly.
AUGAGCAGCACCAUAUCGUCUGAAGGCCCUGUCAAAAAGAAGAUCCGUCGAUCUCGGCUGGGCUGCCAUCUGUGCAAAAGCCUCAAGAUCAAAUGUACGGAAGAACGGCCUCUGUGCUCCAACUGUACUCGGAUUGGAAAGCCCUGCGAUUACUCACUCAAAUUGACAUGGGGUGGUCGACCCUACAAGAACAAGGCUAAACGGAAACCUUCACCGUUUGUUGAUCUGGUCCCACAGGACGCUGCUCCACCACUACUGGAUACUCCUGCCGUGGUGAAGUUUGUCUCCAGUAAGUUUGAUGUGAAGCCUCAUUUGGAAAACGGGUCACCGCUUUCAAAGCAUGUUCAAGUGGCUUCAAGUGUUUCAAGUAGCCAAGGCUCUCAUGUUGAAGUGAAGGUGGAGCCCAUAGAUGAAUCCGAGCCGUUGGCAGCCUUCUCGCAUGCCCACGAUCCUCCUUCAAGUCUAGAUAUUCUCGGCCACGGACAUACACCGUUGAGCCUCCGAAAUUCAGAGAUAUUCAAUUCGUUCAUGAACACGCAGCUUGAACAGCCUAUAACAGAUGAUUCACUUCAGAAUCCUGUGCACUCGCCGUUACUUGCAGACCUUUACGAUAACUACUCGGCAGAUAUCGCCCGCAUCGAGGACUCAUUUCCAGAAGUGCCAAAGAACCUCGUACCGGAGAUGGUGCACCCCACACAAUGGUCUAAAAAGUCACCUUCAUUCUUUAUCAAGCAGGAUCCAGAAACGAAAUCACCCAGUUUGAUCUCGACUCCUACACCGCCUAACCAUGAUCCUCUCAUAAUGCAUAAAAGUCUCGAUGAGGAGCACGAACUCGCCAUCAUAAACUCUAUGGAACGCAUUCCUCCACCGUUAACGCCGCUUCCAGAGCUUCUCAUGAACGUUCCUUACUACAGACAGCUUCUCCACUUCUGGGUCAAUGUGGCAUCGGCCAAUUUGGUCCCUGCGCCAUCUCACAUAUAUCAAGAGAAUCCAUUCAAGGUUCUUUUACCACAAAUGGCCAUGCAUUAUCCUGGAGUUUUGACCACUAUCCUUGCAUUUGCUGCACGAGCGAGAGACAACAUGGACGGUGCCUCACGGAACCACCUGGAGAUCAUCGACCAGCUUCUCGGAAGAUCGUGCAAUGAGCUUCUAAAACAACUCCAUGACAAAGAAGAGUCAACCUCCGACGGAACUUUGGCAACCAUAUUGCUACUUUCAUGUUACGAAGUAGUCAACUCCAACGAUUUUGAGAAACAUAGAACUCACACCACUGGAGCCAGCCAGAUCGUGUCGGCGAGACGCAUCAAACAGCAACCUUAUGCUGACUCUCCAACAUCUGACAAGGACAGUGUUUCUUCAGCAUCAUCCAACUCGUUUCUCUCGAAAAUGCGAGACGAAAGCGAUAUUGCAUUUUUCCUCAUGAGGUGGUUUGCCUAUGUUGAUGUGCUUGGUGCACUUUCCUCGACUCGUGGGCGUGAAAAUUACUUGAGAUCUUAUAGAACAAAAGGUCCAUAUACGCCGGUGGUGAACAUCUCUACGCUCGAUAUCAACUCGGCUUAUAUGGGAAAUCAUAAGACUGACAUUGACUACUUGCUUGGCUUUGAUGUUCGUCUUCUACCACAUUACAUCAAUAUAUCACUUUUAAUUGAUGAGGUGGACAAAAUUAAGGAGUCUGAAGAUGCCAACCACAACAUGCUACCUAUUGAAAUCAUCACCGCUGCACUUGAACUCAAAGAGCGGUUCAUUCAAGGGUACGAGGAUGGAGAGGAAAAUCGUCAAAAAACGAUUGAUCUGCUUAUCGAGUCCAAGUUAAAGGUGAAAAAAUCUAGCAGUCCUCGAAGCACUCGGAAUAUAAGCGAGCUUGUUCGUCAUGACAACAUAUUACGUGCUACCAAUAAGUUGUUCUUUGACACUGGAUUACUCAAUCUUUAUCGUCGUGUGCUCUUGCUCCCCAGGCUGUCACCACUAGUUCAGGACCUAGCAGAUAAUAUGGCCGAAAUCCUUGAGUAUGGCGUGGAACUGGGCAGCCCAGCAGAAAUUUGUACAAUCUUUUGCCAUUUCUGCGCUGCGUGUGAGACUUUGGAUAUGCUGAAAAGACAAUUCUUCUUUGAACGAUUCACAAGACUUGCACAUGAUGGAAACAUCAACGCCACUAAAAGUCUUGUGAUAAUGAAUCGGUGCUGGGAGACUGGAGAAGACUGGAUCACUGCUGCCAAUGUUUUGGACAUUGAUCUUGUGCUUAUGUAG